This is a messenger RNA of Coffea arabica (coffee), 1927 nucleotides long. The record is from RefSeq and is a predicted model, not a curated record. Lineage: Eukaryota; Viridiplantae; Streptophyta; Magnoliopsida; Gentianales; Rubiaceae.
UUGGGGGACUUUCCCCCGCCGAUACCUUAUUACCCUUCCUUCCUCUCCUCCUCUCCCUCUUGUUCUGCUCUCCUAUAAUUUUACCAUUUACCACUGCUAGUACUACUCGAGUACUCAGCAUAAAAAAUACUACAAGCCCUUUUGGAUUUUCUCUCUUUCUCUCAACCUUUGAGUCCAGUACUACGCCAAAGUUCACGCUCUCAUUCUCUCUUUUUCUCUUUCCGGCUGUCUCUAUCUCUAUCUCUACGGAUACGUUGAAUUGUUUGUUCACGACAUAGGAGUCUUCCUUUUCUUCCGCUUCGCCUACUUUAUCACCAUCUUUGUAUGCUUGUUUCCUGCCAUUUUUUUGUUUCUUUUUCAUUUUUUUACUAAGUUAGUAGCAGUGAAGGGCGAAAAGUUUGCAACCAAGAAAAAAGAAGAUCCCAUUUGCAUGAUUGUUCUCUAUUUUUAAGCCAUUCCCACCAAAAAAAAGGUCAAGAAAAGGCCACUGAAAACCCAUAGCUAGCUAGCCAUCAUCCAUAUGUAUUUUCUCACGGGACAAGACUAAAAGGGAAGAAAGAUAUAUAGCUGCGCGGUAGGCUGGUUCUUGGAUUUUGCCUUUUUGGUGGUGGCUUCUUGAGAGGAGGAGAAGAGGGCUUUCAACUUUCAACUUUCAAGUCUAGAAAGUUGAUUGAAAAGGGCUUUGCAUUUUGCAAGAUCCAAUAAUAAUCCAAGUUGGUGUGUAUGCUGAUCAAUAUCCUAUCAUAUCAUACCGUAUCAUCACCCCGUCUGUCAACAGAGGAGCCAAACAAAAAGGUGCUGUAGAAGGAAAGAAGGAAAAGGUUUGACCGAAGAAAUCGAGGCACGCAAACCUUCUAGGAAGGAAGAAUAGAAGAGAGAAUUAAGGAAGAGCCCCAUCACCACCAACUUUUAUUCUAUUCUCAGUUCUUUAUCUUUUAUAAUACUACAAGGAUAAGAGGAGAAGAUACCAGAGAAGAAAACACUAGUAAGCUGCUGUACUAAGUUGUAGUCAUGGCAUCAUCCUCCAAUUCACCGUGUGCAGCAUGUAAAUUUCUCCGUCGAAAGUGCCAGCCAGAAUGUGUCUUUGCACCAUAUUUUCCACCGGACCAACCCCAGAAGUUUGCAAAUGUGCACAGAGUUUUUGGAGCCAGCAAUGUAACAAAGUUGCUCAAUGAAUUGCAGCCCCAUCAGCGAGAGGAUGCUGUCAAUUCCCUAGCUUAUGAGGCCGACAUGCGUCUCCGGGACCCUGUUUACGGCUGCGUAGGGGUCAUUUCCCUCCUCCAACACCAGCUCCGCCAGCUUCAGAUGGACCUCAGUUGUGCCAAGUCAGAACUCUCCAAGUAUCAAAGCCUAGGCAUCACCAGUCAUGGCCUAAUCGCGGCAGCGGCUGCUGCAGCCACAGCUACAACUCAUCACCAUCAUCACCCGCAGAAUUUAGGCAUCAACUUCAUCGGUGGAGGUGGAAGUGGCCGCGAGCAGUACUACCAUCAUCAGUUUUUCCCCAGGGAUCAGCAACAAGUGAUCCGGGCUUUUGACGGGGGCAAUAAUUAUGAUGCCAGCAGCCUUCUUGCCAUGAAUGUUUCAGCAAGCAUUGGGCAGCUGAGUCAGUUUCAGCAUCCAAGAGCUGCUGGUGGAGACGGCAGACGAACGCCCAUUGAACCAUCUUAGGGUUUCACAUACUUCUUGGACUGAAAACCCUACCAAAAUCCACCUGUUGUUGGUAAAAGGAGAUGCCCUUACCCAGCUGCCCUAGCUGUUGAUGGGUUCUACUCCUUGUUGCUUUGGAUGUUACAAUAUUGCCUUACCAUAUUGUCAUCAUACUCUGACAAUUAUUAUGCUAAAUUUUUACAAGUUCAAUCCGACUAGAAUUUUGAUGAAAUCCCAUUUUUCUGCAAUAUAUAUGUAUGCGUAAACAACUUAGACCUUA